This is a messenger RNA of Oncorhynchus masou masou (cherry salmon), 7380 nucleotides long. Its product is annotated as chromodomain Y-like protein. NCBI's taxonomy places the organism in Eukaryota, Metazoa, Chordata, Actinopteri, Salmoniformes, Salmonidae. Gene Ontology annotation, molecular function: transcription corepressor activity. The transcript is spliced from 7 exons. The record is from RefSeq and is a predicted model, not a curated record. Gene Ontology annotation, cellular component: nucleus. Bases 215 to 1984 code for a protein of 589 amino acids.
UGUGAGCGCAAAAUAAAUAGUUCCGCACACAGACCCAGAGAAAAAAGUUCUCAUGCUGGGCUGGACCGAACACCACCCUGAGUACCUAGCUAACGUUACGAGGAUUGGGAGCACGCAAAAGACAGCUAACGUAAACUGGGCUUCAUCAAAUCUGGAGGUCCUUUUAACCCUAUAAGAUUUGCUAGCCAAGCAGCGAGAGAAAUUGCAACUUAUAAUGGCCUCGGAAGAGCUUUAUGAGGUUGAGAGAAUUGUGGACAAACGGAAGAACAAGAAAGGAAAGAUUGAGUACCUGGUGCGCUGGAGGGGCUAUGGCUACGAGGGGGACACCUGGGAGCCCGAGACGCACCUCUCUGCCUGUGUGGAGUUCAUUCACGAUUUUAAUCGGCAACACGGCGAAAGACAGAGAGACAGUACUUUACUGCGCUCCACUCGAAGCACUCCCAGCACGACCCACAGUUCAAGAAACAACGCCCGCAAACAGAUCUGCAGGCCUCAGCCACACAGUGGAGCAGGAAGCCAUGCUCUAGUAAAACCCGGGAAUGCCUCUUCCCCCACCGCAGCAGCUACGGCCAUCUCGAAACCGUUGCCACCACUUGACCCUGGUGUGGCACACACUAGAACGAAUAUGCAGCUUAACUUGAGCCAAAAGUACAGUGUUUCGGCCACCGGUGACAUUUGUAGACCUGGCUUCACAAGUGGGCCUGCGGCUUCUCCGGUGGGCACGGUGCGUCGGAGCAUGGACCUGGCAAAGUCCGGGAUCAAAAUCCUAGUACCCAAAAGCCCCAUGAGCAGCCGGGCGGACUCUGAGUCGUCGCCUAGCGAGGCGGCCCACUGUCUGGAGCAAGGGGGUCAGGAGCAGGACUCUGUGCCCCCAGAGGUAGCCCUUUUGGAAAAGCCUCCAGGGUUGUUGCUGGGGCCUGGGGAAGAAAGAGCGCGCAUGGGGACCCGGCCCAGGAUUCAAAGCCAAAGCCCAUUAAUUCCUCAGCAAGUCCCCAUCACCCCCGCAUCAAUACGCACACUCAAUGGGAAAGGUACAUCAACACUCAUGGAGGCUCUGGCGGCCAAUGGGACAGCUAGCCUGCAGAGUGCAGUGGCAGGAGUCACUGCAGUCUCCGGGGUGGCCGGGAAACGGCGCUUCGAGGAGCAGCGCUCAGUCUUCGACAAGCGCCUUCGGUUCAGCGUCCGGCAGACUGAGAGUGCCUACCGCUACAGGGACCUUGUCGUCAAGAAGCAGGAUGGCUUCACCCACAUCCUGCUCUCCACCAAGUCCUCGGAGAACAACUCACUUAACCCCGAUGUGAUGAAGGAGAUGCAGAGUGCCAUGGCCACAGCAGCGGCAGACGACAGCAAGCUGGUCCUGCUGAGCGCCGUGGGUAGCAUCUUCUGCUUCGGCCUGGACUUCAUCUACUUCAUUAGACUGCUCACCGACGACCGCAAGAAGGAGAGCAUCAAGAUGGCUGAGACCAUUAGGACAUUCGUGAACACAUUCAUCCAAUUCAAGAAGCCCAUCAUCGUAGCCGUGAAUGGACCGGCGGUGGGCCUCGGAGCCUCUAUCCUCCCGCUGUGUGACGUUGUCUGGGCCAACGAGAAAUCCUGGUUUCAGACGCCCUAUACCACCUACGGACAGACACCCGACGCUUGCGCCUCCCUCACCUUCCCUCGCAUCAUGGGCGUGGCCUCGGCCAAUGAGAUGUUGCUGAGUGGGCGGAAGCUGACAGCCCAGGAGGCCUGCGCUAAAGGCCUCGUGUCCCAGGUGCUGUGGCCCGGGACUUUCACUCAGGAGGUGAUGGUUCGCAUUAGGGAGCUAGUCACUUGUAAUUCAGUUGUCCUGCGGGAGUCCAAAGCACUGGUGCGAAACGCGAACCGGGCCGCCCUGGAGCAAGCCAAUGAACGUGAGUGCGAGGCGCUGAAGAGAGUGUGGGGCUCUUCGCAAGGGGUGGACUCCAUCCUCAAAUACCUGCAGAAGAAGAUUGAUGAGUUUUAAGGAAAGCACGUAUUCCCCCUACGUUCCCAAAUAACCAGAAAAACAUGGCACUAGCAGUGCAUGGCGUUCAAUCUGUAGCCUCUCAAUAUCCCACCAUCCCUCUUGCAUGUAUGAGAGUACAGUGCAUUCGGAAAGUAUUCAGACCCCUUGACCUUUUCCGUUUUGUUACGUUACAACCUUAUUCUAAAAUGCAUCAAUUAAAAAAAAAAAAAAUCCUCAAUCUACAAACAAUACCCCAUAAUGACAAAGCAAAAAGUAGUUUAGAAAUUUUUGCACAUUUAUUACAAAUAAACUACUGAAAUAUCCCAUUUACGUAAGUAUUCAGACCCUUUACUCAGUACUUUGUUGAAGCACGUUUGGCAGCGAUUACAGCCUUGAGUCUUCUCUGGAGCAAGUUUUCAUUGAGGAUCUCUGUACUUUGCUCUGUCCAUAUUUCCCUCGAUCCUGACUGAUCUCCCAGUUCCUGCCGCGGAAAAACAUCCCCACAGCAUGAUGCUGCCACCACCAUGCUUCACCAUAGGGAUGGUGCCAGGUUUCCUCCAGAUGUGAUUCUUGGAAUUUAGGCCAAAGAGUUCAACCUUGGUUUCAUCAGACCAGAGAAUAUUGUUUCUCAUGGUCUUUGAGAGUAUAGGUGCCUUUUAGCACACUCCAUAGCAGGCCGUCAUGUGCCUUUUACUGAUGAGUGGCUUCUGUCUGGCCACUACCAUAAAGGUCUGAUUGGUGGAGUAGUGCAGUGAUGGCUGUCCUGCUGAAAGGAUCUCCCAGCUUCACAGAGGAACUGUGGAGCUCUGUCAGUGAACAUUGUGUUCUUGGUCACCUCCCUGACCAAGGCCCUUCUCUCCCGAUUGCUCAGGUUGGCCGGGCACCAGCUUUAGGAAGAGUCUUGGUGGUUCCAAACUUCUUCCAUUUAAGAAUGAUGGCGGCCACUGUGUUCUUGGACCUUCAAUGGGUUCUCUGCUUCUCCGAGCUAGAGGCGUCACUACAGACCCUGGUUUGAUUCCAGGCUAUAUCACAACCGGCUGUGAUUGGGAGUCCCAUAGGGCAGCACACAAUUGGCCCAGCGUCGUCCAGGUUUGGCCGGGGUAGGCAGACAUUGUAAAUAAGAAUGUAUUCUUAACUGACUUGCCUAGUUAAAUAAAAUUUAAAAAAUACUGCAGAAAUUUUUGGUACCCUUCCCCAGAUCUGUGCCUAGACACAAUCCUGUCUCUGAGCUCAACGGACAAUUCCUUUGACCUCAUGGCUUGGCUUUUGCUCUGACAUGCACUGUCAACUGUAGGACCUUUUUAUAUAGACAGGUGUGCCUUUCCAAAUCAUGUCCAAUCGAGUGAACUUACAACCAGUGGACUCCAAGUUGAAGAAACAUUUACAUUUAAGUCAUUUAGCAGACGCUCUUAUCCAGAGCGACUUACAAAUUGGUGAAUUCACCUUCUGACAUCAGUGGAACAGCCACUUUACAAUAGUGCAUCUAAAUCAUUUAAGGGGGGUGAGAAGGAUUGCUUUAUCCUAUCCUAGGUAUUCCUUGAAGAGGUGGGGUUUCAGGUGUCUCCGGAAGGUGGUGAUUGACUCCGCUGUCCUGGCGUCGUGAGGGAGUUUGUUCCACCAUUGGGGGGCCAGAGCAGCGAACAGUUUUGACUGGGCUGAGCGGGAACUGUACUUCCUCGGUGGUAGGGAGGCGAGCAGGCCAGAGGUGGAUGAACGCAGUGCCCUUGUUUGGGUGUAGGGCCUGAUCAGAGCCUGGAGGUACUGCGGUGCCGUUCCCCUCACAGCUCCGUAGGCAAGCACCAUGGUCUUGUAGCGGAUGCGAGCUUCAACUGGAAGCCAGUGGAGAGAGCGGAGGAGCGGGGUGACGUGAGAUCAAGGAUUAUCAAUGGAAAUGGGAUGCACCUGAGCUCAAUUGAGUCUCAUAGCAAAGGGUCUGAAUACUUGUGUAAAUAAUCAGAUUUUUAUUUUGAAUAAAUUUAAACAUUUCUAAACCUGUUUUUGCUUCGUCAUUAUGGGGUAUUGUCGAUUGCUGAGAAAAACAUUUUAUUUAAUCAAUUUUUAGAAUAAGACUGUAAAAAUGUGGAAAGUCAAGGGGUCUGAAUAUUUUCAGAAGGAACUGUAUGUAAUGACUUGUAUGUGCACACAUUGAAGGGGACCAGCUAAAAAUAACAUUUGUAGGCGUUCCUGCUAGACCUUUAAAUCCCGCCUUCCUUGCAUCCUGAUAACCUUGUGUUGACCCUUUACCCAAUAACCCUGACUUACGAAAUACAAUUUCCCAUGCUGCAUUACAGGUUCAACUAAAUUGAAGGGAUUGGAGGAGGAGAAGACAUUGAAUACACAAUGUGUCUUACAUAGCAGGGUAUCUGUCCUACUCAGCUCGGGAUUGAUUUGAGUUGGAUGUUGUAUCAACAUGGAUCAGCAUUUAUUUAUGACGUAACGAAAGAGCAAAUGUAAACAUUCAACAAAAACCCAAGCGACUUCCAUUGUGGAGCUUUGCACUAAGAUGUGAUGCUCUGAACUCAAUUAAGCUGUGUUGGAACUAACUCUUGGGAAAACAGUGUAGCCCAGUGGAUUGGUGUCUUAUUGGAUUCUCUACAUUAACUUUUUUCUUUAGACUCCUGUAAGACUUUCCAUACAAAGGACUUAUUGCUAUUAAGUUGAAUAGCGCCUGGGAUUCAAUCAAAGGCCCGUUGUUGAUAAUCGUAGAGCACUUCACUUUUGAAGGUUAUUUACGCCCGAGACGCGAUCUUCGAACGUCAGGGAAGUUUGUCAACAGUGUAGUGCCUUAACAACGUGCCUUUUAAUUGAAUCCGGUCCAAAGUCUGUCUCAGACUAACUUUUUUUAAAAGCUCUCGACUGUAUUUAGGUUUGUCUAACUGAUAUAGUCUCUAGAUAUUUCACCCAGGUAGUCUUUUUAUUUAUCUUAUUUGGCUUUGGGGACGGUAUGUGCUACCAAACAGUUUCUAUGGUAAAUUAUUUUGUUUUAAGUUAAGACUUUUAUUAGAAUAUUAUAAUUAAAUAUUCUGCAGCUUCUGAAUUAUUCCUUCCAUGAAACAUGCCCGCAAGGGAGAGACAAUUACAAGAUUCUAAUGCAAUAUUUGUAUGCAGUUGUGAUGAGGCUAGGGUACACAUUAAGGCUCUAGCUAAGCUCCAAAGCAGUGCCUUGUCCUUUACUUAUUUUUCCAUGACUUCACAAAUUGUGGGUUCUGAUCUGACGCGAUUAUCAGUGAGAAUAGCCUGUAAUGUUAUUGCAGUGAAAUCGGGCCAAUGCAGUGUGAUAGUUUAUGAAAACUAUCCAAAAAAAAAGGCACAUGCCAAGACAUGUUUAAUAAAUACAUCAGGGAAAACAUGUCAUUUCUCAGUACCAUGAAUAUAGUACCAUAAAUACAUCAGGCACAUGCUUACCCUGAUGUAUUUGUUAAACAUGUCUUGGCAUGUGAGCCUUUUGGAUAGUUAAUAUUCAUGGUACUGAUUUUAAAAUGGUGGAAAAUGUAAUUAUUUAUAUUGUCUGAAAGUAUAUGAAGUAUUUAAAUAUUUAAAGUGCAGCUGGUUUGGACAAAGUAGUUUGUUUUUGAGUCAUUGCUCAUGGUUUGUAAUUGCUGUUACUUCACAUUUAAAAAAAAAAAAUAUAUAUAUAUAUAUAUACCUCUUCUUGGGUCAGUCUCACUAUCCAGGUCAGAAUUCAGUUUUGGCAUUCAUACAUACUGUGCACUCUGAAAGUAUUCAGACCUUGACUUUCUCCACAUUUGUUACAUUACAGCCUUGUUCUAAAAUGUAUUUAAUAGUCCCCCCCCAUUCUACACUCCUCAUAAUGAAAAAGCAAAAACCGGUUUAGAAUCUUAAUUUAUUACAAAUAAACAUAAUUCACAUUUACAUAAGUAUUCAAACUGUUGAAGCACCUUUGGCAGCGUUUACAGCCUCGAGUCUUCUUGGGUCUGACGUUACUAGCUUGGCACACCUGUAUUUGGGGAAUUUCUCCCACUCCAUGGGGAGUGUCGAUGCACAACCAUUUUCAGGUCUCUCUAGAGAUGUUCGAUCGGGUUCAAGUCCGGGCCACUCAAGGACAUUGAGACUUGUCAUGAAGCCACUCAUGCGUUGUCUUGGCUGGGUGCUUAAGGUGUUUGUCCUGUUAAAGGUGAACCUGCUGAGUAAGUCGCUCUGGAUAAGAGCGUCUGCUAAAUGACUUAAAUGUAAAUGUAAAAUCAGGGGAGAAGGACCUUGAUCAGGAACCUGAUGGUCACUGGCAGAGCUCCAGAGUUCCUCUGUGGAGAUGGGAAGAUCUUCCAGAACGACAACCAUCUCCGCAGCACUCCACCAAUCAGGCCUUUAUGGUAGAGUGGCCCGACAGAACCACUCCUCAGUAAAAGGCACGACAGCCCACUUGGUGUUUGCAAAAAGGCACCUAAAGGACUCUGAUCAUGAUAAAUAUCAGGUUCUCUGGUCUGAUGAAACCAAGAAUGAAUACUUUGGCCUGAAUGCACCAUGCCUACGGUGAAGCAUAGUGGUGGCAGCAUCAUGCUGUGGGGAUGUUUUUCAGCUUUAGGAAGACUCUUGAUGGUUCCAAACUUCAUUUAAGAAUGAUUGUGGACAUUCAACUCUUUUUGGUACCCUUCCACAGAUCUGUGACUUGACACAAUCCUUCCUGUCUCUGGCCUCUACGGACCAUUCCUUUUGACCUCAUGGCUUGGUUUUUGCUCUGACAUGCACUGUCAACUGUGGGACCUUAUAUAGACAUGUUUGUGCAUUUCCAAAUCAUGUUGAAUCAAUUGAAUUUACCACAGGUGGACACCAAUCAAGUUGUAGAAACCUCUCAAGGAUGAGCAAUGGAAACAGGAUGCAUCUGUGCUCAAUUUCGAGUCUCGUAGCAAAGGGUCUGAAUACUUGUCCUUUUACUCCUUUUAAUACAUUUGCAAACAUUUCUAAAAACCAGUUUUUUGCUUUGUCUCAUUAUGGGGUAUUGUGUGUAGUUUGAGGAAAAACUAUGUAUUUCAUCAAUUUGAGAAUAAGGCUGUAAAGUAACAAAAUGUGGAAAAAGUCGAGGGGUCUGAAUACUUUCUGAAUGCACCGUAGGUGGUGGGCUGUAGCAAGCUAUCUGCUAUAGUUUUUCAGAUGAUUGAUUUAUGAGGGGGGAAAACUAAGUAAUUUAUUUUAGAAUAAGGCUGUAAAGUAACAAAAUGUGGAUAAAGUCAAGGGGUCUGAAUACUUUCCGAAUGCACUGUAUAGGUAUCCGAUUGUUACCACUGCACAUUUCAUUCACAUUACAGAUUAAGGGCUGGAUAACAUUUAAAGAUACUUUUUUUGUCUUUGACCUAUACCCUCUCCAGGAAAGAUGCAAUCUGCCCCCAAAUAUUGUGCCUGAUAAGCAUGUCAUAUCUCCUUGUUUUAUCUUGUUUCAUUAAACAUUUAUCACUGAA